This is a messenger RNA of Musa acuminata subsp. malaccensis (wild Malaysian banana), 1043 nucleotides long. RefSeq names its product ethylene-responsive transcription factor ERF039-like. The record is from RefSeq and is a predicted model, not a curated record. Gene Ontology annotation, biological process: regulation of DNA-templated transcription. Gene Ontology annotation, molecular function: DNA-binding transcription factor activity; DNA binding. NCBI's taxonomy places the organism in Eukaryota, Viridiplantae, Streptophyta, Magnoliopsida, Zingiberales, Musaceae.
CCUUAGAAACUUAAUGGCAGCACAGUCUCAGGGAAAGCAAAGGCACAUGAAGCACACCUGGUCAAAGUGAUAAGCUGGUUUUACUACGUCUCUUCAGGAGCAAGGAGGUGGGGGGUAAGAGUUGGUGUUCCAGGAAGGUCGACUCUGAACACCAUGGAGGUGGGUAAUGUCACUACGACUGCAUCACUUUUGCAUGGGCCCAUCGUCUUGUUCCUUUGUUCUUCUUCUCGGGUUGGGCGUUCAUAAAAGUCUGCUGCUGCACUACAUUCUCUGCGAUCGCUCCACCUUGGUGCCCUCAAUCAUGGAAGAAUCUCUGUGCCGAGAUUGUGAAGCUGACACGAUCUCGAAAAAGACUGUGAAGAGUGGCUGCAAGCGAGUGGCUCGGACGAACUGCAGCGGCGGCGGCGGUGUUGACGAGGCGAGAAAGGGGAGCAAGGGCGGCAAACAUCCGGCGUACCGAGGUGUACGAAUGCGUGCCUGGGGCAAAUGGGUGUCGGAGAUCCGGCAGCCGAGGAAGAAGACGAGGAUCUGGCUCGGGACGUUCCCGACGGCGGAGAUGGCGGCCAGAGCCCACGACGUGGCGGCGCUAUCGAUCAAGGGCCAGUCGGCGUGCCUCAACUUCCCCGAACUGGCCGCCGAGCUCCCGCGACCGGCCUCCGCGGCUCCCGAGGACAUCCAAGCAGCAGCCGCGCUGGCGGCGUCCAUCAUGUUCGGUGAUCCCCGCCCGGGAACAUGCACGAGCGCGGAGUCCGGCCUGAGGCAGACUGAGCUUCCGGUCUCACGAUCCCCACCUCCGUUAACCCCAUCGAGCGAUAGCGACGAUGCGCUCUUCGACCUACCGGAUCUCUUGCUUGAUGUAGGGGAAGGGUUCUGUUACUCCUCGCCAUGGGAGAACUGCAUGGAGUUUCGACUGGAGGAGCCAUUACUAUGGGAAUACUAAUAGACCUGGAAAUGAGCCGCAGCUGCAACUGUUCAUCUUCUUGUAGAGCUCCUCGUCUGGUGGAAUUGAAUCCAUAGAUGAAACACUAGACUGAGCUAGUUGU